AAGCGAGCUGUCAGUCAAAGGACAUUUAAAUGGCUACACCGUGCAGAACUGUACAGUCUCUCGCGCUGUCAUGAAAUAACUUCAUUCUUAUUUCACCGCCGUUCAUUUCACUGCGGUUUGCUUUUCUGCGUUUCUCGAAUUGCAAACAAAGAUACAAAUCACUCGUAUAUUUAUACAUCUACGCACCAAAAGCCGCAGAAAUGAGCGAGGAAGAAGAUACGUUGGUGAAAACUAGACAUGCAUUUGAAGAUCUGUGUCGAGCUCUGAAUAUGGAUGAGGAGUCGAGUAACGGGGCAUGGAGGAGUUAUGAAAAUAUCAGCAAAAAUUACACUCUGGAGGGCAGUGAACUGCACUGGUUGGCGUGUGCUCUGUAUGUGGCGUGCCGCUCAUCGGUGCCAACUAUAGGGAAAGGCACAGCGGAGGGCAACUAUGUGUCUCUGACCAGGAUCCUGCGCUCUUCACAGCAGAGCCUGAUUGAGUUUUUCAAUAAAAUGAAGAAGUGGCAGGACAUGGCCAACCUGCCCAAGGAGUUCCAGCAGAGCACAGAGAAACUAGAGAGGAACUUCACCGUCACGUCCGUCAUCUUCAAGAAAUACGUGCCCUUAUUCAAAGACAUCUUCAAGGCGCCCACAGAUGAAUUACCCAGAACGCACAGAGGCAGGAAACAGAGACGACAUCCCUGCACCGUCACUGAGGUCUUCAACUUCUGCUGGAUCCUGUUCAUACAUGCUAAAGGAAACUUCCCAAUGAUCAGUGAUGAUCUGGUGAACUCGUAUCAUCUGCUCCUGUGCGCUCUGGAUCUGGUUUACUGCAACGCUCUCCUGUGCUCUAGUCGUAAAGAUCUGCUCAACCCGACUUUUAAAGGGCUGCCCGAGGACUUCAACAGUAAAGAUUAUAAGCCCGGCCCGGGUUCAUUAUGUUUCAUAGAGAAGCUGUGUGAGCUUCACGAUGGGCUGGUGCUGGAGGCCAAAGGAGCAAAAGAGCAUUUCUGGAAACCCUUCAUUAGGAAACUCUUUGAGCGCAAGGUUUUGAAGGGGAAAGAAGACACACUGACUGGGUUUUUGGAGCCGGUGAAUUUUGGUGACAGUCUUGCUUCUCUGAACCGUGUGUAUGAGGAACACGUGUUGUCAUCCGGUUCUCUAGAUGAGAGGAUAUUUCUGGGAGAAGCAGCCAGAGAAGACAUUGGCACCCCAGGACCUUGUUUGUGUGAAGGGAUAGAGAACCAGGAACGACUGACCAACCCCCUCCAGAACUCAAUGACAGCAUCUGCUCUGAAAGUGUCCACGCCUUUGACAGGAAGGAGGUACGUGCCGGAGAGCAGUGCUGGUACCCCCGUUUCCACGGCGAUGCAGAGCGUGGGCCGUCUGCACACUCUGCUGACAGGAUUCAAAUACAGACCCAGCAUAAGACUCAGAGACAUAUUCAGAUCAUGUGUAAGAGACCCCAGUGAGUCCAUAGCAGCCAGACUGAAGGAGAUGUCAGAGAUUUUUCUUCAGAAUUCUGAGGGAACAGGAGACGAUAACAAGACUCUGGCGAGAGAUGUUGCAGUGAAGUAUUUUUGCUUGGCUGAGGCACUUUAUUACAAAUCACUGGAAGUGAUCAUCAACCAGGAGAAGAAACGACUUGGAGACAUGGACCUAUCUGGCAUUCUAGAGCAAGAUAUAUUUCACCGGUCACUGAUCGUCUGCUGCCUGGAGAUCGUCAUCUUCUCGUAUCGACCACCGGGAGAGUUUCCCAGAGUCCUGCAAAUCUUUGACCUCCCUGCUUAUCACUUUUACAAGGUGAUUGAGGUGUUGGUACGGGCGGAGGAGGGUCUUUUCCGGGAGGUAGUCAAACAUCUGAACCAUGUUGAGGAGCAGGUAUUGGAAUCUUUGGCAUGGAAAGGAAACUCCCCACUGUGGGAGAGCAUCCGAGAGGCCAAGAACUGCGUUCCUGCCUGCCAGGAGGUAAUGCCUCCUCAACACCUGGAGGACAGUUCAGGAAGCAGCACACACACUCCCAACAAGAGUGAGUUCAGCAGAAAUAUCGCAGGAGCAGGAAAAGGAGUUUCUCCGUCCCCUACAUCUCUCCAUGACCGCUACAGCUCGCCCCCUACUGGCACAGCCUGUCGCCGCCUCUUUGUCGAUGGAGAUUCAACCUCUGAGCCUCCUCAACCUGUCAAAGUGGCCCAGCCGUCUCUGGUCAGCCCCAUCCCAGCUGGACAGACUGUGGUCACCAUGGCAACAGCUACUGUCACAGCAAACAAUGGCCAGACGGUCACCAUACCUGUUCAAGGAAUAGCAAAUGAGAGCGGUGGCAUCACAUUCAUCCCGGUGCAGGUGAGCAUGACGGGUCAGAGUGGGGGGGCUCUGCCAACGCUCAGUGCCCAGGCUCUGACGGGCACCCUGACCACCCAGCAGCUGACAGCAACACACACAGGCACAGUCCAUAACAGCCCCAGCCCUGCCAAACAGGACAGGAAGAGCCCUCAGCAGGGAACACCCACCAAACGAGCGCAGAAGACCGGCUCCCUCUGCCUGUUCUUCCGCAAGGUGUAUCACCUUGCUAGUGUGCGUCUCAGAGACUUGUGUGCUAAACUGGACAUCAGCGCAGAUCUGCGCAGGAAAAUCUGGACAUGUUUUGAGUAUUCGCUAGUGCACUGCACCGAUCUCAUGAUGGACCGACAUCUGGACCAGCUCCUCAUGUGUGCCAUCUACGUCAUGACUAAGGUGACGAAAGAAGAUAAGUCCUUUCAGAACAUCAUGAAGUGCUACAGAUCUCAACCUCAGGCCAGCAGCAGCGUGUACAGGAGUGUGCUGAUCUCUGGAAGAAAGAGACGCCACUCAGGAAACAGUGAAAACACCCACAGACAGUGCUCACCCACAGAGGGAGGACAAGAGCAAGCCAGCGGUGAAAGCAGUCCUGUGUCUAUGCGCUCCAGCAGCACUCUGCCUAUUCCCCAGCCCAGCAGUGCCCCAUCCACCCCAACCCGGGCCCCUGGAGGCCCCCAAGAGCAGGAGGAGGAGAGAGGAGACCUCAUUCGUUUCUACAACCACGUCUACAUUAAACAGAUCAAACCGUUCGCUCUGCGUUACUCCAGCAACUCGCCAAAAAACGGGGCUGAAGCUCCUCCCCUCUGUCCUUAUCCGUCACUCCGCAUUGGCUCUCCACGCCGGGUCCUCCUAUCCCACAAUCACUCCAUCUACAUCUCUCCACACAAGACUGGCAGCCCAAUUUCUCCUCGAGACAAGAUCUUCUACUACGUCAGCUCCAGCCCAUCCAACCGGCUGCGAGAGAUUAACAGCAUGAUCCGAACGGGCGAGACGCCCACGAAGAAGCGAAGUAUCGCCCUGGAAGAAGAGCAGCAGUCUCCCGCCAAAAGGCUCUGCCAGGAGAAUCAAACGGCUCUGCUCAGACGCCUACAGGAUGUGGCCAACGACCGAAGCUCCUCCCACUGAUGAGUCCACAACAUCAACACUCGUAAAGAUAUAAGUCGCCCAAAAUCAUUUAUUUACAGACAUGAGUCUCGAAAUGUCCUGUCCACACAGCAGCUUAAACAGAGGCUCAAAUGCUCGAAUAAUCAUGUUUGAUUGCGUGCAACUACAGUCAAGCCUGUAUUCUAGAGAGCACAACAGUCAGGUUCUAGAAGCAAAAAUGCCAUUCAUGUUCUCCAUAGGGAAACAUAUAAACCUUUAAAGAGAAAUCUAGUGAACGCUCAGAAGUUUUUAAAUGAUGGUAUAUGCUUUUGUUAAAGCCAUCAGUUUGCAUUAUUUCAACUUGUGUUUUAUAUAAUCAUGUUUAACAUUGGAGUCCCUAAGAAACUCAUACAGGUUUGAAACAAAAUGAGGGUGAGUAAAUGAUGACAGAGUUUUCAUUUUUGGGUGAACUAUCCCUUCAAACAAAGUGAGGAAACUAUGGAAGCCCGUUUCCACCACUGAAUAAAAAUAAAAAAGGUAAUUGCGACUACUUUUAUCUUUUCUCAUAAUUGCGAGUUAUAAAGUCAGAAUUGUGAGAUAUAAACUUGCAAUUCUGAGAACAUAUCAGUCCCCCUCAAAAUUGGACUUUAACUCGCAAUUGUGAGUUUGUAUCAUGCAAUUCUGAGGAAAAAAGUCAGAAUUGUGAGAUAAAAAGUCGCAAUAACCUUUUUUUCAAUGAUUUUAUUCAGUGCGGAAACGGGCUUCCAUAGGAAACAAAUUAGUUCAAUGUGGCGGCAAUUUAUCUAAAACGAGGGAGUGAAUGAAUAAGUCGUAGGAUAUAAUUCUUAAAGGGGUCAUAUGACGUGAUUUCAAGUUUUCCUUUGUCUUUGGAGUGUCAUAAGCUGUUUGUGCUCAUAUAAGAUCCGUAAAGUUGCAAAGACUAAAGUGUCAAACCCAAAGAGAUAUUCUUUAUAAAAGUUAAGACUCGUUCCACUUCUUCCUAAAACGCCUCAAGCCUCCACAAAUCUAUGUCACUGUGUGGGAAGAUUUGCAUAACUCCGCCCAAAUGUUUACGCAAAGAAAGAAAGCGUAACUUUUAUUCUCGCUGUAGUAUUGUUGUCAUGGAGACGCUGUGUGUUUCCAAAUAUGGUAAGGGGCAUAACAUUUCCGUCACAUGCUUGAGGUAUUCGGCCAAUCCCAAUGCACUAAAUAGCUGGCCAAUCAGAGCACACCGCGCUUUUCAUAACGAUGAGCUUUGUAAAAAUCAACACGUUUCAGAAAGGCGGGGCAGAGAGGAGUGACAAUAAUGUACGGAAUGUGGAAAAUAAUGUGUUUUUUGAACCUUAAACCACGUAAAAACAUUGCAUUACAUUUUUAGCAUCGUCAUAUGACCCCUUUAAAUUCAUAAUAUCUUGUUGCGUUUCUUGUUGUGCAUGUCGUGUGUGGAGCUCCUUUGGAAAAGAGCUGCGUGAAGAUUUGUGUUAAACAAAAAGAAAGUAUGGGAUUUGAACGACAUGAUCAUUUCAUUUUGGGGAGAAACAUUGCUUUAAAGCCAUUUUUAACAAACAGACGGGCUACAAAAAGAUCACCAUCUAAUCAAGCUGAUCAGCCACGAUCAACCAGUGAUCUCAGCUCAGAUAUUUUUGAAGCUAAAAGAGUAUUUUGUAGGCAUAGCCUAGUGUUUGCUUGAAAUGCUCGGAUGUGUCAUAAGACUGAAGGAGAUUUGAAGCACUUAACGACGGAUUUCUUUGCAGAUCUUGCUCUGAGUUUACCGUGUGUGUUUUAUAAAGAGUUAUUUUUCAUAAAGAGUUUUAUAAUGUAUAGAGAUGUAUGUGAACUCGAUGUGUCCGUGGAUUUGCUGUCUUAUAUGUGUGAAAGGCUGGUUUAUAUAUUUAUGCUAUUUUUCUAACUGUAGUUCGUUAGACGAAAAACAUCAGGUAACAAUCAUGUUAUUAGUAGAGGUGAGUGCUCUUUUGAUGUAUUUAUUUGCCAUGUUGUUCUCUGCAUGUAUUAGAUGUGUUAGAAUCUUAUUUCCUCUUCAGUUCUGAAAGGAAUUUAUUCAAUAGUGUCUGCUUGUUAACAUAAGAUCAUGUUUCCUUCCCUCAUUUCUGAAAAAUGACGUGUUUGUUGUAAGUGCCUUUUCUCCUGAACCUUUUGCCUUUCCUGAUAAUCUCUCUGCUUUACUGAGUCUAACACAGCAGCCCAGCAUUAAAUUAUCAUCCAACGUUAAUAAAUUGUUUCUAAGAAAAAUGAUCUCAAGUUGUG
Molecule: messenger RNA, 5660 nt
Organism: Onychostoma macrolepis
Lineage: Eukaryota; Metazoa; Chordata; Actinopteri; Cypriniformes; Cyprinidae
Gene: rbl2
Product: retinoblastoma-like 2 (p130)
Exons: 22
Coding region: 201-3437 (1078 amino acids)
Biological process (GO): negative regulation of G1/S transition of mitotic cell cycle; cell differentiation; regulation of transcription by RNA polymerase II
Cellular component (GO): transcription regulator complex; nucleus; chromatin
Molecular function (GO): RNA polymerase II transcription regulatory region sequence-specific DNA binding
Source: RefSeq, a predicted model, not a curated record